This is a messenger RNA of Xenopus laevis (African clawed frog), 4626 nucleotides long. RefSeq names its product protein disulfide isomerase family A member 5 L homeolog (gene pdia5.L). The record is from RefSeq and is marked provisional. Gene Ontology annotation, cellular component: endoplasmic reticulum. Lineage: Eukaryota; Metazoa; Chordata; Amphibia; Anura; Pipidae. Gene Ontology annotation, biological process: cell redox homeostasis; protein folding. Gene Ontology annotation, molecular function: protein disulfide isomerase activity.
CGCAGGCGCAGACAGACGUGGCAGUCGGAGAGAUGGCUCCUGCCGGGCGCUUCUGGGGAAGGAAGAUCAUGCUCUCGCUGUUGCUCUUGAUCAUCUGCCCGUCCUGCCUUUUAUCCAUCAAGGUUUCUCCUCUUAUUGAAAGAACCAGUGACCAUAAAGAUUUCAAGAAGCUUCUGCGCACAAGGAACAAUGUUUUGGUUUUAUACUCAAAGUCAGCUUCCGCAGCAGAGCAGCAGCUCAAACUCCUGUCCAACAUUGCUCAGGAUGUUAAGGGAACAGCGACUGUAUCAUGGAUCGACUGUGGUGAUGGAGAGAGCAGAAAGCUGUGCAAAAAGUUGAAGGUGGAUCCCAGCAAGAAGCCCAAUGGGCUCGAGCUGCUUCAUUACAAGGAUGGGACCUUCCAUACAGAAUAUAACAGACCAAACACAUAUAAGUCACUUGUGGCUUUCCUGAGAGACCCAGAAGGGGCCCCACUGUGGGAAGAGAAUCCUGAAGCCAAAGACGUUGUACAUAUUGAUAAUGAGAAGGACUUCCGGAAGCUUCUGAAGAAGGAAGAUCGCCCGCUGCUAAUGAUGCUUUACGCGCCUUGGUGCGGUGUUUGCAAGCGACUGAUACCAUCGUACCAGCAAGCUGCCACCAAUCUGAAGGGCUCUUAUGUGCUUGCAGGAAUGAAUAUUCACCCCCCAGAGUUCGACCGGCUGAAGGAAGAGUACAAUGUGAAGGGUUACCCGACCGUGCUUUAUUUUGAGAAGGGGAAGUAUAUGUUCAACUUUGAGAAGUACGGAGCCUCCGCUAAUGACAUCUCUGACUGGCUGAAAAACCCUCAGCCCCCAACCCCAGAGGCCCCCGAGGUGGCAUGGGCGGAUCAGGACAACGCAGUUUACCACCUGACAGAUGCAGAUUUCGACCAAUUUUUGUCCGAACACCCUUCUGUGCUUGUCAUGUUCUAUGCUCCAUGGUGCGGGCACUGUAAGAAGAUGAAACCCGACUAUGAGAAGGCGGCAGUGACCCUGCAACAAAGUGGGGUUGGUGUAUUGGCGGCAGUAGAUUCUACAGUGCACAGAGCCGUGUCCGAGAAAUUCCACGUCACUGGGUUUCCCACAGUGAAGUAUUUUGAGAAUGGUGAGGAGAAAUACACAGUACCUCAUCUGCGCACAGAGCAAAAAAUCGUGGAGUGGAUGAACAACCCAGAGGCGCCACCCCCACCAGAGCCUUCCUGGGAUGAGAAACCUUCCACCGUUCUGCACCUUGUGGGGGAAGAGUUCCGUGAAGCCCUAAAGAAGAAGAAACAUUCACUGGUCAUGUUCUAUGCCCCUUGGUGCCCACACUGUAAGAGCUCGGUCCCAGACUUCACAACAGCUGCUGAUACCUUUAAGGAUGAUAGAAAGAUUGCAUAUGGCGCUGUAGACUGCACCAAAGAGAAGAACCAGGGUGUGUGCAAGCAAGAGGGGGUGGAAGGAUUCCCUACCUUCAACUACUACAACUACGGAAAGUUCUCUGAGAAAUACAGUGGGGAACGAACAGAAUCUGGAUUUAUUGGUUUUAUAAAGACACUACGUGAGAGAGACCAGGUUAAACUGGGCAAGAAAAAGGAUGAAUUGUAACACUGGCCCUCAUGGCUGCACCCACUGCGCACUGUUAAAUGUCUCCCAGCUUCCAGGUCCUGGAGACUGAAUUGGUUUCCUGCUAUCAGAACAGGCCUGACUUCCCCCAUCUCUAGCAGGGAAUUGGGUAUAAAUCAGAGAUAUUAAAGAAAAGUUGAAGGAAUUAAACCACUGUUUAAUAGAAUAUUCCAAUACUGAUUUUUUCAGGACAGAGUAUCCACAGUUCCAUGUGUGUGCAUUGCUUCUAUGGAACCCAUUCUUGUACAACAAUCAUUAUUUUGCUGGCACCUAAAGGCUCCAGCAAGGGGAGGGGUUGAUUUUUUUUUUUUUGAGGUUUAUCAGCUAGAAGGGACAAAUUCUGUUAAAUUGAAUGUUGGGGUAUCUGGGGUCACUGCCCUUUCACUGAUGCCAAUAUGAAGCCAUCAAUUGCCCUCACUUCACCACCACCCACAAAGGCAGGGCAUCUACAACUACCAACCUAUCUGGUACUGUAUAAUCUAUUCCUGAAAGUCCUGGGAAUAAUGGCAUUUGUACAAAGGCCUGUAUAAAUGUGUCAAGUAACCAAAUUAAGCUCCUUUUCUCUCAUAGUGCUGAAUGCCAUGCUGGAAUGGGCACUGCUUUGCCUCCAGACUGACAAGACAUCUGGUUGUAAUACAUUAUUGGGUGGGUAAAUUAUAUAGGCAUUUUCUCAGCUUGCAGGGCAGCCCAUAAUCAAUGAAAAGAGGGUCCAAAUGGUGGAAAUAUGCAUCCUUAGAUUUCACCAGUGAGUCUUUAAUGUUACUUGUCAUUCAGUUUGACUGCUAAGCUAUCAAGUUUUAUUUUUUUUUUUAUGCAUCAACGGAACAAUCACAAAAAUGAAAAUUGUAUAUAAGCUUCAUUAUACUGAAAUAAGUAACUUUCUAAAUAUAAUCGAUUAAUAAUUCAAUACUUUUUCAGACAUAAUCUCUCCAUUCUCCAUCUCUCAGCAUCCGUUUAUCUUUAUGCAAGAGUUGAGUGUCUUUUGAAUUGAGUUAAACUGGCCAUAGACGUGCAGAUAUAUCCUAAUGUCCGACGAAUGAUCGUGCGUUGCAAUCUCCCCAUUUAUAACUAACCAUUCAGAUUAUAAAUUAGUAAAAAGAACAAAUCAGAGGAUGUUCUGGCCGUGAAUUGACCGAAAGCAAUGGUGCGAAAGUUAUGUCUGACAAAUAGUAGUGACAGUCACCCAUUGAUAUAGUCAAUACAUGCAGAGAUAUUAUCGUUAGCUGACAGAAAUCUUCUAACCUGUCUCAUCGACUAAAUAGCUGAUCGCCAUGGUAUAAAAAAAUGUCGGGACAAUCCACAUACGGUCCGGAAACCGUACAAACCUAAGUUUCGUACGACUUUAUCUCUGCGUCUAUGGCCAGCUUUAGUUUCAAUAUAUCUCUCAGGGGAGCUCCCUUUCCUAGCAGAUAUGCUAAAGCUCACUCAAAUAACGGAUUCUAGUAAAAACUAAAUCUAACAGACAUGCUCAAAUUCUGCAUGUAGAAAUACAGGACUUCUGGUGAUUUUAAGAGAGUGAGCGCUUAUACAUUUAGGAAAAUCGGACACCCCACCCAUUCAAAGGUUAUACUAGACCUAACUGCCUUUCCUAAUCAGACUCCUGCGUGAAGAUAGAUUGAAGAAAGACAGUUGCUGAGAGGGGGAGAGUGAAGAGUAACUUGAUUGUUUAAAAAGAGGUAAUCAUUUUAAAUUUAUUAUAUUUAGAAUCUAAUUCAGUAUGAUGAUUAUAUUAAAUUUUCAUUUUUGUGAUAGUUCCCUUUUAAAGAGACGUAACACCUUUCCUUAAUCAUAUAGCCUCUGCCCAGGCCCCUCUCCUCAAGCAUAUCAAACAGGCAACACAUAUAGGAAGUGAAAAGGAAAAGUCAUGCAGUGGGGUUGAGGGCCACCAGGUCUGGACACCUCAUUUCUUGUCCAUGGUGGUGAUCGCGAAACAGGAUAGUGUGCUUAAAGCACAAAGCACUGUCUUACAUUGUGCAUGCUGCUGUUUAGCGAUCCUGGAAAGGAACUGAUUCCCAUUGCCUUUUUAGUUCAAUUACAAGGAAGCAGGGCCAUUCUGGGAUUUCUGCAUGAUGUGGUCAGGGAGAGGGGUUUAUUUCUCCGUUUGGGAUCUGAGACAAGGAGAAAUCCUAUUCAUGGUGUAGCUUCUGGGUACAUACCUGGAAAUGAAUGUUUGGGGCAUAUAUGUCCAAUCAAUAUCACAAGCAUUGCUGUUUGUGGUUUAAUAUGGACACAGAUUUGGCAGAAGGGGUUAAAAUGUUUUAAUAAUGCAGGACUCCUAAAAGGAAAAGGCCAUUUAUUGAGCACAAAAAUGGGAGAAGCAGCUUAAGGGUUAAACUGAUUGCAAUGUUAAAGCAUAGGGCACAAACUGGGGUAAUUCCAAUUCUUUUUAACAGCCAAUAAUUCAGUCUUCUAAAAACUGAUCCAGACCCAAUUUCUCUUGUAGUGGGGGUGGGGGGUCUGUGGAGGUGGUACCACAAAGCUCAGGGAAAAAACGAAAUUACAUUUGCCGAAUUGUCACAGAGAAAACCAAUGUGAUUUGCCUUUCCGGACACUGUUUACAAGCUGACGGCAGAGCGUUUGGGCCAAUAAAGUGCAGGGAACUAAAAGCCAAAAAGCAAGAUGAUCUAUUUUUUCUUUUCUCCAUUAUUCUCACUGGGACGCCCAGGGGAUGAAAGCAUUAGUAUUGUGAUUCACAGCGAUGACCUGGGGGAUAUUACAAUGUUUCAUACUGUAUAAAGGCAAAGGCACCAUAUUUUUGAUACGCAGUAACUAGAAAUUUAGAGAAACCUGUUUACAUUCCCUUUAAUCUGAGACUCCGCCUUCUGCACUGUUUUUCCUCAUUUGCCGAAAGGAGAUUUUUUUUUUUUCACCUUAUUUCAGUUGUUUUUCUCUGUUUUAAGUUAGGUUAAACUGAUUCAUGCCUUAUGUUUUGAUUCUGUGUUACUCACAAUCUGGGUUUAAUCAUAUGUGAUUCUGUUUCAUCUCAAAAUAAAACAUAAAACCU